ACUGUUCAAGUGAAGAUAUAAAGUCCAGGAAGCAGAGGUUGAGCAUUUACCAUCAGGAGACAGAAGGCAGUUCCAUCAGUUCCAUUGGAGAAGGAACGAGAGAGAGGAUCAAGGAAUUAAGAGUUGGAAUGUUAUUGUUUUGGAAUAAAAGCUCUGAGGAAGAGCAUGUCUGUGCCUAAACAACAUAAGCUGCACCACUGCCACACAGGUAUCGCUACCCUCUCCUACACUUUCAAAGUGUUUGAUUUCAAGGAUUCUAAGGUAGGCUUCUACUAUUGCGCUUGACCUCGUUGUAAGAAAAACUAAACAGGGCUAUUCUGUUUUAAAAUGUAACUUUGAUCAAUAUACAAUAUUCAGCUGGUGUCAUAUAAUGUGAGAUUAUAAAUGUUUCCCUUUUUCCCACCCAGGGGCCUCUAUGGAGAUCUGCCAAAGUAAUCCUAGAAACAUGUUCUGGAAUGAGAUUUGAACUGAGCUGACAUUUCAGCCAGCUGACGCUGGGGAUUAGCCCUGUUAAUAAAACAGCUCCCCAGAUUUCUGUUUCUAUAGCAAUGGGUAAAGUGCACUGUGGCAGAUGUGCCAUUUCCUCCUUCUGCCCUGCCUACGUGCUCUCAGAAGACAAACGCUGCACACAGGAGCUUGAGUGUCUGGAGUUCAGCACUAUCCUGUGGCGCUGGGGGAGGCAGCAGCGGAAGAUGAAGCCGGUGAUAGUCGUUCACGGCGGGGCCUGGGCCAUUCCUGACGCGAUGUCAGGAGCGAGCGUGAGAGGGGUGAAGGCCGCAGCCUGGGAGGGCUUCUCCGUCCUGAAGCAGGGGGGAAGCUGCCUGGAUGCAGUGGAACAGGCUGUGAGAGUCAUGGAAGAUGAUCCAGUCUUUGAUGCAGGACAUGGAGCGGUGCUGAAUGCUGAUUGUGAAGUGGAGCUGGAUGCCAUCAUCAUGGAUGGAGAGACUCUGGCUGCUGGAGCAGUCUCCUCCAUCAGGAACAUUUCCAAUCCAGUGACAUUAGCUCGUUCAGUCAUGGAAAAGACAGACCACGUGAUGCUGACAGACAGAGGGGCGGACAGAUUUGCCAACAGCCUCGGCAUGCCCAGAGUGAGCACAGAAGCAUUAGUAACCGAAGAUGAGAGGAGGAAGUGGGAACACUACCAGAAGUAUGCAAAAGGAGUGAAAGAUCUGUUCAAUUCACAAUGGGUACAGGGUCAUGACACCGUUGGAGCUGUGGCCCUGGACUGCAGGGGGAAUGUGGCUUGUGCAACAUCAACUGGAGGGAUCCGAAACAAAAUGGUGGGAAGAGUUGGAGAUUCUCCCAUAAUUGGCUCUGGUGGGUAUGCUGACAAUUUCAGUGGUGCAGCAUCUUGUACUGGGCAUGGAGAAUCCAUUAUGAAAGUAACUCUUGCAAGGCUUAUUCUCUUUCACAUGGAACAAGGUGGCGCUCUUCAGCUUGUUUGUAAACAGGAAGAAGGAGCAGGAAAGCGUGGUCAGACUUCCCGAAACAGAGCGGAUCAGCUCAGCUGUGCGGUCCCCUCUAUACGGCGUGAAUCCAGCGGGUUAUACAGCGGCAUCGGUACCGUUGUGUUUCAGUGACACAGAAGACGCAGAAGUCUCUCAAGUCGCGCUGAGUGUCGAUCUUACCGUCCAGCGAUUGCACACCUGCAAGCAGGAAGCUGGAGGGGCGUAGGCCGGCAGGCGCUCUCCUGGGGAUACCCCAACACGCUGCCUGUCUUACCCCGCCUCCUCUCGGCAUCGUGUCCCCGUCCGCUCUGCGCUUGAGAAGCAAAGCCGUGUGCUUUCAGUUCCACUGAAGCUAGAUCCGAGGCUCUAAAUCCUAGGUCCAGGAGUGUCUGUGGGUCGUGCUGUAGGUGAUGGUCACACGCGUAUUUCUUGCGCAGAAAAGCAAGACAUAACAUGAAAGUAAACAACAUAAACGCUACACACGAGACAUCGCCAUUGAAAGGCGCCAUCUUGCAUAAUGAAACCUGAUGAAGCAGUCAAGUUUUCUUCUUGAAGUAAUUGUUAAUUGAUUCUAAAUCCUGAUAUAGUUAAGAAAACAACCAAAUUCCUAGGUGAUAAUUAGAAGGAUAAACAAACAGUGAAGAAGCAGUAAAUGAAAGUUAAAAAAAUAGAUAAAAUUCAAGACUGGGCAAACACCUGGCAGAUGAUGUAUAAUAUAGACAAGUGUAGGGUUUUGCAUGCGGAUAGUAAAAACAUAAACUAUAAAUAUAAAAAUGGCAAUGGAUGGGGUAGAAGAAGCUUCUUAUGAAAAAGACAGUUGUUUAUGUUGACACAUCAUUUACAUGUUGUACUCAACAAUUAAUGUGUUAUUCUGCAUAUUUUAGCCACAUUCAGUGAUGUUGGUGAGAGAAGAAGACUAGGCUUAACUGCUGACGAGUUCAUCCUAGGUGUUGCUCUAAAGAAUGGAAGGAUAUACUUAGCGUCUUAGUGAAAAUAUACCCAUAAAUACAUUUUCGUGCACCUUUACGAUGGCUUUUUGCUCCUAAUUUUCUUUUCAUGAAAACAUCUUGCAUUUCCACAGGCAAACCUGCAAAGCAGGCAGCCAAAAUCUCCCUGCAGUAUAUGGGAGAGAGAGUCCAGGGAGGAGGUGGAUGUAUCGUCGUGAGCCGCAAUGG
Messenger RNA from Lepisosteus oculatus (spotted gar), 2623 nucleotides. Its product is annotated as isoaspartyl peptidase/L-asparaginase. Gene Ontology annotation, molecular function: asparaginase activity; beta-aspartyl-peptidase activity. Lineage: Eukaryota; Metazoa; Chordata; Actinopteri; Semionotiformes; Lepisosteidae. Gene Ontology annotation, cellular component: cytoplasm. The record is from RefSeq and is a predicted model, not a curated record.